This is a messenger RNA of Strongylocentrotus purpuratus (purple sea urchin), 2764 nucleotides long. Its product is annotated as transmembrane protein 50A. The transcript is spliced from 7 exons. Lineage: Eukaryota; Metazoa; Echinodermata; Echinoidea; Camarodonta; Strongylocentrotidae. The record is from RefSeq and is a predicted model, not a curated record. The coding region runs from base 155 to 652 and encodes 165 amino acids. Gene Ontology annotation, biological process: late endosome to vacuole transport via multivesicular body sorting pathway; protein targeting to vacuole.
GUCCUAUGCCUUACAGUCAUAAUAAUUGUAAUCACUAAAAAUAACCUACAAAUAAACAUUGGAUGUUCAUAUUUUCACCGUGUAAACAACCACUUCUUCGGCAAUUUCAAACAUUUGAGAGAACACAGUCAGCUUUUCAGAGGCAAUCAUCAUCAUGUCAGGGUUUCUAGACAACGUUCAGUGCCCUCGUCCAGAGUGCUGCGAUGCUAUUCCUGAGAAACGCAACUUCAUUUCCUCUAUUGCAGCUGGCGUUCUUUUCUUUGGAGGUUGGUGGGUGAUCAUAGAUGCAGCGGUUGUGUUUCCAGAUAACAGCGAGAUGAAGCAUGCUUACCAUGUGUGUGGUGUAGUGUCAACCAUAGCAUUCUUCAUGAUAAAUGCAGUGUCCAGUGGGCAAGUCAGAGGAGAUUCCUACGGUGAAGGAUGUAUGGGGCAAACUGGUGCAAGAAUUUGGCUCUUUAUUGGGUUUGUGCUUUCUUUUGCUGGGUUGAUUGCCUCAAUGUGGAUCCUUUUUGAAGACUACGUCGUAAAUCCUAAGAAUAACCCAGGAGUCACAAAUGCAUACCCUGGCGUAGCUGUAUUCUUGCAAAACUUUCUGAUUUUCAUUGGUGGACUUGUCUUCAAAUUUGGGAGAGCAGAAGAGUUAUGGGAGUAGAUACAAAAAUACUCCCGUUAUUUCCAAUGAAAAUUAGUAGUAAGGUUUUGGAUAUCAUUGUAUAUCACUUGCCCAUAUGUACCAGUAAUGGUCAUAUUUGCUAAAUCAUUUGAUUUUUUUUCUCUGAUAUUAGUAAUGAUACUGCUAAUAAUUAAUAGGCAUCCUGCAUUCACUUAUAAAUUUGAGAAUGUGCAACUCAGAAUAAAUGAUAGUUUUCAAAAUUUUAAAGACUGAAUUGAAAAGUAUACAUAUAUCUUCUUUAUUCAUUGUGAGGAAUAUAUUAUUGGAAUUAUCUUCUUCUCUUUUGCAAGGUGGGAUUGUAAGAUGCCAAAAAAGUCCUAAAUAUUUGUGGUAAGAGGUUGAAUAAUGUCAUUUAUUAUAUUAAACCUAACUCUGUACAGAUAAUGUCAUACAAACAAAGUUGACUCUACCGGUAUACAAUUUAACUAAUAUUAGUUGAGUAUUACAUGUACAUCCUAUGUUAAGCAUAUUUCAAACUUACUUUUAUUUUUGUAUAUAUGUAUUUCAAAGUCAGUUUUACAUUUAUUCUUUUGUUAAAAACAAAGCCCUGCCUAGAUUUAGUUGAAAUGAUACUACUAAAUGAAAAAUAAUAUCUUGGUUAACCUUCACACAUAUUCGUGGGUAUGGGAAUUACAGGCAUCAUAAAUUGUAUUAGUAUUCAGAGAAACCUUUAUACAAACAAAGUCAUUUUCUGUUAUAAAGGACAAAUAUUGUAUAAUAUAGUCAUGAAAGCAGGCUCUGCAAUUGCCAUAAAGUUGUUCUAUUAUGUAUCAAAAUAAUUUCUUUUAUGAUAUUCAAAGAAAGCUAAUAUACUUGUCACAUGUUUUAUUUAUAACUCACUGAAUAUUUAUGAGGAGAUGCUAUGGUAUAUAUUAAUGUUUUGAGGAGGUUGAGAGUCUUAUGUCAUUUAGUUUGGCUAGACACCAGAAAAGGGUCUACAUAUUGAUUUUGUUUAUGGAGGUGAAAUUGAUAGCUAGUUACAUGUAGAGCAAGCGAGAGCCAGUAAGAUGAUAAUGAUAAAGCUUCAAAUGCACAGUUAAAUAUAUUUAAUUUCAAAUCUCAAAAUUACAUUAUUACUAUUAUCAUUAUGAAUACAUUUUGACAGGGAUACAGGUUACAUUUCAUAACGUAAAUAAUUGAUUCAUUUGUAAGGAAAACAUCUACAGAAAAUCCAGGCAUUUUCUCAAGAUAUUUCACCAUUAUUUAUUUCCAAUUUUCAAAGUGACAUUUAUGAAAGCUGACAUUUCUAGCAAAUUUUUUUCUUCCACUGAGCAAAAUUAUUACAGGAAAAUGAGUUUCUCUUAUUAGACAGGAGAAUAAUCCCAAAAUUGUUUAUAAAGCCGAGUUGUUGUCAUGAAAAUAAAAUAUAUAACUGAAUUGGCUAAGAUAUAUAUGUAUUUGCAUUCAUCUUGUAAAAUCUUUUCAGAAAUUUCAGCCAAGUGUUUGUACACAUUUUGUUCCUUCGCAAUCUACCCCUUUUCCCUGUCAUACAUGCAUAUGGGUAGAGAAAAAAUGUUAGAUAGUACGACUCGAAUUAUAGAAAUAUAUUGGUGUUAUAUUUUGCAUGUAAAUAGAUGAUUUAUGAUGAUUCUAGAUUUAAUUCAGUUUGUAAAUGUCUAGAUACAUAAACAGACAUUAAUUUACUUGUUUUUCAUGUGAUGUAAAACUGUCAAUUUCAAAGUGCAAGUUCUUUAUUUUAAAAUUUUUGUGUGUAUAUUCUAUUUAUGCAAGAUGUGAAUACCACACGUUUUAUGUAAUGGUGUGUGGGGGGGGGGGUAUAAGAUAAUUACAACUGUAGCAUUGUGAGAGGGAUAGUCGGGACACGCAUAUGCGUAGGUGGUCGUUGGUUAAAGCUUGGAGCUCUAAAUAGUUCCCUCCCACUCUGAAAAAAAUUAUUUAAGGAACAGGAGUUAAUCAUGAGGUUCAUUCUUUAAAAGAUGCUGCCAAUUAGAGUCGUUUACAAUGCCAAUAUUCAAGGAUGUUCUCAGUAAACUUUAUGUAAAAUAUCUAUCGUAGUUAUUAGGUGGUGUAUUAAAGAUAGCUUUCAGAUGAUCAUUUGUUCUCUAAUAAAUUCAAAAUAUAUAACCAGAG